This is a messenger RNA of Arctia plantaginis, 1983 nucleotides long. NCBI's taxonomy places the organism in Eukaryota, Metazoa, Arthropoda, Insecta, Lepidoptera, Erebidae. The record is from the annotation of a GenBank genome assembly.
AUGGUGCUGAGUACCGAGUGGGCGCAGGUCGAAGUCGUCGAGCUUACGAAUGAUGGCAACGGCCUCGGGUUCAAUCUGGUGGGCGGACGGAGCACCGGUGUUGUGAUAAAGUACGUGUUACCUGGAGGUGUCGCGGACAAGGACGGACGGCUGCAGAGCGGUGACCACGUCUUGCAGGUCGGCUCGGUCAACCUGCGAGGUUUCACUUCAGAGCAGGUCGCCGCAGUCCUGCGUCAGGCCGGACCAGCUGUACGUCUCUUAGUGGCCCGACCUGCUGAUCCGGCUGCUGCAUUACGUGCUCCAUUACCAGGAACCGCUCUCGUACCUACAAAGAUCCUUGCAGACCCUGAACUCCUAGACCGGCACCUCAUCGAAACUGGCUAUGGUGCUGUGUAUGACCUGUCUCAGUGCUUCACAGAUUACAUUAACGGUCAAAACUGUGAGGAGGAACCAAACAUUGUAGCAGCUGCUGUGAGCGUCAUUGGUGAUAACCCUCAGCAAAUACCAGACCUGCCCAUCAUAUCCGAUGCUAUAUCACCAACCAUCACAAUUACAGUUCCAGUUGAGAUACAGAACUCGCCUGAGAUUGAGAUUGUGCAAGUGGAUUUAAACAAAAAUGUGUAUGGCUUGGGUAUCACAGUUGCUGGUUAUGUUUGUGAAAAAGAAGAAUUAUCUGGUAUAUUUGUAAAGAGUAUUAUCGAGGGCAGCAGUGCCGAACAGAGUGGUAAAAUUAAAAUAAAUGAUAGAAUAAUAGAAGUAGAUGGAAUAUCUUUAGCACAGAAGACUAAUCCUCAAGCAGUUGAGGUUUUAAGAAACACAGGAAUAGCUGUGCACUUAGUGUUAGAACGAUAUUUGCGUGGUCCAAAGUAUGAACAUCUUCAGCUGGCGAUAUUCAAUGAAGAGCGUCCAUCGUCACCUUCACCUUCUACUACAACCCUGUCCUGGUUCCCAGUGCCUUCCCAAGCUGAUAAUAGUACAGUAGAAAUUGAACCUGAGCCUGAAUCUAACACAACAAUUGAUUCUGGUGUUUUAGAAGUGGGUGAAAAAGAAGAUGAACCAACACAAGAAGAAUUAGACAGAAGAUUUGAUGAAAUAUUGGCAGUUGAUGUGGAAGAUUUGAAGAAAAAGUGGCAGGACGAAGUUGGUCAAGACAAGGAGGUUAUAGUUGCCGAAGUCCGAAAACUUGAUGGUCUUGGCAUCAGUCUUGAAGGUACAGUUGAUGUAGAAGGAGGUCAAGAAGUUAGACCUCAUCAUUAUAUCAGAUCUGUACUCCCAGAAGGUCCAGUGGGUCAAGAAGGUAUAUUAUUGGCUGGAGAUGAACUUUUAGAAGCAAAUGAAUACAGACUGCAUGGUCUAACCCAUACUGAAGUUGUAAAUAUUUUGAAAAAUCUUCCUAACCGAGUUAGAUUAGUUUGUGCCCGAAAUAGCGUUGAGAGUGGUCCUCGACCGUUAAUUAACCUAGCACCGGACAGAGAAGGAUUUGAAGCUCGGAAGAUCAUAUCUGGAAGCUUGAAUAACUUGACCAAUUUAGUCAAAGCACAGUCAGAUACUUCCAUCAACACCACAAGCACAGCAACACUUACAAAUCAUUCUGGACAUUCAAAGAAAUCAAGAUCUUUAGAGUGUGUGUCAGGAUUAGCAAUGUGGCAGAGUAAAGAAGAUAUUGUGGAGCUAUUAAAAGGUGAUCAGGGAUUAGGCUUCUCAAUAUUGGACUACCAGGACCCUGUUGAUCCUCUAGGAACUGUGAUAGUGGUCAGGAGUUUGGUACCAGGUGGAGUAGCAGAGAAGCAUGGUGAUAUAUCACCGGGAGAUAGAGUAAUGUCAGUGAAUGGAGUCAGUAUUAAAAAUGCGACACUAGAUCAGGCUGUGCAAGCUUUGAAAGGAGCGCCAAGGGGUAAAGUGAGGCUUGGUGUGGCGAGGCCUCUGCCCCCUCACGAUUCGAAGUCGAAAAGCAGCACAAAUCUGAAUACGAAGACAAGUUAA